Trachymyrmex septentrionalis is the source of this 630-nucleotide messenger RNA. RefSeq lists its product as uncharacterized. The transcript is spliced from 4 exons. The record is from RefSeq and is a predicted model, not a curated record. Lineage: Eukaryota; Metazoa; Arthropoda; Insecta; Hymenoptera; Formicidae. Bases 214 to 630 code for a protein of 138 amino acids.
GAAAGGAGGAUAAGAGCAUACAAUGCAAUAAGAUGUGAUUUAAUAAUGACGUCGGUUCUGAAUUUGGAUAAACAUCUGUCUAUCCUAUCGAAAACUGCUAUGUGCAAAAGCUAGAUAUAUUUAUUUAUUUAUUUCGAAUUGUAUUGUGCAAGUCAUGAUAUGCAUGAAGUGUUUAACUGCACCUAAGAACUGCUUUGAAGAACUUUGACGAAAAUGGCAGAGACACAAAACGACAAUAUAUACGAUUCAAUAAUCAUGUAUUAUGAAGAACGGGCUAAAAAAUGCCAGACAUUUUUACAACAUCCCAACGUUCGUAAAUUUAUUCUCAGAUUUAAGGAGCAGUUAGCCCACAAUCCGUUUCUGCAGGUGGCUACCUGCACUGCAUUAGCGUCGCUUCUUGUACCUAUCUUCUUGUUUAUUAUAUUUGGUAUCGUCAGUGCUGUAUUCGUAUUUAUUGGUUUUAUGAUAGUUCAAGGGACAAUAUUGGCUAUUGGCGCGAGUAUUUUAAGCUGUGUACUUUUCUGCAUCAUAAGUACUAUUAUAAUGGUAGGAUUAUUUAUUCUUUGUGUUUAUUAUACAUUGUAUUAUACGAACCGUGCGUUUAAUCUUUUGGUCUCUAAAAUCGAAUAA